Molecule: messenger RNA, 1842 nt
Organism: Dermatophagoides farinae (American house dust mite)
Lineage: Eukaryota; Metazoa; Arthropoda; Arachnida; Sarcoptiformes; Pyroglyphidae
Product: spermine oxidase-like
Molecular function (GO): polyamine oxidase activity
Source: RefSeq, a predicted model, not a curated record
AAUAGAGAAAUUCCUCGAAAAAAAAUGACUAAAAUUUAAAAAAUUAUUUAUUCAAAAAAUUUCUUAGUUCACGUGCCGCCAUCUAACAAUGAAAAUUGUUAGCCAAACAGCAGCUGAUUUAUUAUAUUCGUAAAUUUUUUUACAAUAAUAAUCACACAUAACAAUCUCUUUUUAAUAAUUGAUAAUGAUAAUGAUGAUCAUCAUGGAUAGAAAAGAUUAAAUUUAUUCAACCGAAUAAAAUGUAUUUAAUUUUCUGCACAUAUUCGAUCAAUGUGAAUGAAUGAAGUUGAAUCUAAAUGACUAGAAAACCUAGAAUCGCAAUAAUUGGAGCUGGAAUUGCCGGAAUCUAUGCCGCUCGUACACUUCAUCAUAAUGGUUUUGAUGAUAUUAUCAUUUUUGAAGCUUCCAAUCGAAUCGGAGGAAGAAUAUGGUCCAUGAAGCAUGGCGAUGAUUAUGUUGAACUGGGAGCACAAUGGAUUCAUGGUCAAGAUGAUAAUAUUUUAUACGAAUAUGCUUCAUCACGUGAUUUAAUCUCUGAUCCAGAACAUGAUUAUGGUAUUGAAGGCAAUGGCUAUUAUUGUAAUGAAAAUGGUGAAACAAUCGAAUGUCCAUUGGCAAAAAAAUUGAUAAACUAUCUUGAUGAAACGAAAAAUCGAAUGAAUAAUGAUGCCAUUGAAAAUGAUCGAAAUGUUUUCGAUUAUUUUGUUCAUCAAUUCAAUCAAUUCGUUCGAUCAUCAUUAAACGGCGAUCAUGACGUUAUAUUAGAUGAAAGAACAAUUGAAAUUUUAAAGCAAACAUUUCGUUGGUUUAUCAUUUAUGAGGUAAUCGAUAAUUCAUGUGAAAAUCUUCAAACAUUAUCCACCCUAUCCUAUACUGAAUGGGAAGAUUGUAAAGGUGUGGCCGAUUUGAUCCAUUUUCAACGGAAUUAUAGUUCCAUUUUCGAGGAAUUGGAAAAAGAUUUUCCCAUUGAAAAAUAUUUAUGGCUUCAAACUCAAGUGAAAAAAAUUGAAUUGAUCAAUAAUGAUUCCGGUACACAACAAGUAAAAUUCAUUAUGUUUUGUGAUGAAAACAAAGAAAUGUUGUUCGAUCACAUCAUAAUAACAUCGUCGAUUGGAUUUUUAAAAGAAAAUUUGAAAACAGAUUUUUUUAGUUUUCAUUUUCCCGAAGAAAAACGUCAAAUAAUCCAAGCAAUUGGAUUCGGUACAAUCAACAAAGUAUUCCUAGAAUUCGACAUACCUUUCUGGAAUGAUCAGGUCAAGGGUUUUCAAAUUGUUUGGACAAAUGUUCAUGAUGAUCAUUCUUUUCCUGAUAUACGAAAUAAUAAUCAUGUCAAUUUUUGUGAAAUGGAAAAAAAUUUUCCCGAAUGGGUAUAUUGUAUUCAAGGUUUUGAUUUGGUACGUAAUCAGCCAAAAAUGUUGAUGGCUUGGAUUGGUUCUUAUGGUGCAAAACAAAUGGAACAAUAUUCCAAUGAAGAAAUUGGCAAAAUUUUGACUAAAGUUUUACAACAAAUAGUACCAAAACAAUGUCGAACAAUAUCAAUCGAUUAUCCAACAAACAUCUUUUGUAGCCGCUGGUAUAGUGAUCCAUUUAUACGUGGUUCAUAUAGUAAUCGUACGAUAAUGUAUGAAAAGAUCAAUAAUAAUGAUGAUGGAUACAAUAUUGAUAUACUUGUCAAACCGAUAUAUGACGAGAACGGUAACAAAAAACCAUUGAUUCUUUUUGCUGGUGAAGCAACUGACCGUAAACAUUAUUCUACAACACAUGGUGCUAUGAGAUCAGGUGAACGUGAAGCAUUUCGAUUAAUUUCUUUUUUUUUAUAAUCAUCAUCAUCAUCAUGAUGAA